UAAACUCCUCGUGACCAUAGUAACGUUACCGCUGUCAUGGCUAAGUUGAUCAGCUCUAAGACGAUUUUAUGGGAACAAAUGUUCGAGGAUGAAUAGAAAUACGGGCAUACAGUGACAACACAAUAUUUCGCUUUGCACUUUAUUCCAUAAGAGAAACCGGUCAAUCACUGUUACUCAUGAAUUCAUACGGCGCCCGGUUACCUGCACCCUCCGGCGAGAACUGUAGCGUUAGUGAAGUCGGGUCAACAUUCCUCAAAAUCGACGGGAGCAAGGAAACUCCAGUUUUUAUGCAGACGGAACAUCCUCUCUGUGAUGAGCAGCAUCCUGAAGCCAUAUGUCCUAGCCCUCUUCUAGAGCUGCAGCAGUGCGCCAGUACUCACUAUCUGGAAAGGACUGUGUUCCCUGUGCUGCUACCUGGUUUAGAGGCCAUGCUGAGAGAAGCUCAGAAACACCACUGCAUGGAGAGGAAAAGAAGUGCAUUUAAUGGCUGCGACUUCCUAACCGAAUGGCUGUAUAAUAAGAAUCCACGAAGGACUGGCCUUACUCAUCUGGACUUUUAUAAGAUUCCCUUUGUCCAAGAUUGGCUCAGCACACAUCCAAGGCCACCCAUCCCUCUCUCACUGUUGCUGACAGCUGAUCAGGCUGCACUUCUCAUCCAAGCCUUCUGGAGGGGCUACAAGGUUCGAGUGCAUCCAGAUGUACAGGAGUUGAGACAGUGGCAAAGAGAGCUUCGAGAGGAAAAUCAAGACAUAACCAAAACAGUUCAAGAGUUUUGGGCACAGCAAGAGAGCAGAGUUGGAUCAGAACUGGCUGACUUUGUUGAAGAAGCUGAUCAGCAUGGUCAAUCUGGGGUGUCCAUCCAGAUUUGAAAUAUGUCUUCUCUCAUCUUUAACUAAGAUAGCUUGAGAAUACAGCAACCAUUUUGACUUCAGUAGGCUGUACCCAUGGAAGAAGCACACACAGCUUAAGAGAGGUGAUUCCAUUAUUUUUGCUUUUAUUAGCAAACAAGCACACAGAUAACACAGCACAUACAGCCUGUGCUGCCAGACUCUUGCAUCCUGCACUACUCCAACUAAACUUAGGCACAGGUGCAAGUAGCUCCAUGUCCCUUAACCUGCAGACCAGAAUUCUGCAGAGCUAGUGAUGCACACUCAUGUACACGUGCACUGCCAUGGCCCUUCUAUAUGUCAUAUAACCUAGUGACGCAAAGAGUGCAAACAGUAAUGUAACAGUAAUAAUAAAGUAACAGUAACAUUAAUUGUGUGUAAUAACUAAAAGGUAUGUCUAGGUCUACUGGCCGUAACCCAGUUUACAGAAGCCGGAGUAACCACCAAUGCCUGAAGUGGUGAAGAGAUCGGACAGAGAACUGCCUCAGGUCCUUUGGCUUCUGUCAGGGCUUGUUCAAGGGAUGUCGGCACAAAUGAGCCCAUGUGACAUUGUUCAUUCUUGCUGCAUCCCCUUGGGAAAACUAUGGGCUAUGUCUGACUCACCAAAAAGUGCAGCCUGGCAGAAAACAUACUUGUAUUCUCCAGUUUCUCUCUCAGCGAUGACUCAGGAGUAGGCGCUGGGAUUCAGGGCCUGGAACCCAUCUGAAACGCUGCUGAAGUAAUAUCUUCAGCACUGAUGUGCAGCUCCAUAUUUCAGGGUGAACAUCAAGCAGUGCUGGCAGUGCUCUCCCUGCUAUGCUAGCCCAAGUGCCCCAACCGUUGCUUCUUCAGAUGACUCAUUUAAUUUCUCUGUGAGAGCCUCAUAGAAUUCUAAGGGUUUUCAACCUUGUAUUAAUGUUAUGCAUAUUAGGACCUCCUGAUGGCAGGUUUUGUUCAAGCUGAGCACCAUCACCUGUUCUUGAUAGCUGCUGCUUUUUUGCUUGCCACUGCCAUUAGAUAUCAUAUGAUAUCAUCUUUCUAUGAUAUUAAAUACAUGAACUGUAAUGUUAAUUAACUAUAUAUUGACAAAGACACUUUAAAUGUGUGAAUAUUGGUAAACAAAGAGUGCAGGAGUUGUAUUUUUAAACCACUGCUAGCUAAUGUGCUUGAUACUUUUUUCUCCUUUAGGCAGUAACUCAAAUUUGCUAGGUAGCUAGCUAGCAUCCUCAAUAAAUUCAGUCAUAGUGUCAUUAGACAAUAAUUUUGUCUCAGGGGACUGGAACAGACAACUCGCCAAUAUUUUGAAUCUGAAUUGCAGUGGCCAUUUUAAACAUUUUAUGUCAAUAUUACAUAUUAGUCCUUUAGAGAGCUACCACAUUGCUAUUAGCACAAGCUAUUAGAACAACUUCUACCUUUCUCCUCACUUCAUUUAUUCUUUAUCAAUUGCCAGACAAGGCAAGGCAGGUUACUUCACGACCAAGGAAAAGUAAAUGAAGUAACCCACAAAAAUGUUAGAACACUGCUGUUAAAACUUAUAACCUUCUACAUGUUUAUUUAUAUACAUUAAAUAAUUAAAAUUGAAUUAAAGUGUUAAAUAAAGUACUGUAAAACUAUUCCAUCCACAACCCGACUACCUCACAGCCUUAAACUAGGCUGUGGGUUAUGAGAAACAAGGCGUGAUAAUGGAAAAUGGAAAUUGUGCUUUACAUUUAUGAUGCUGUUUCAUUGCUCUCAUGGUGUUCCUACUCCCUACACAUUACACCCUACCAUGUUUUACUUUUUUUUCCCUUUUGGCUGGUUUUGUUAAUAGGCACACAAAAAUAGAACUGAUAUAUUGCUGUAUUAAGUAUACACUUUAUUUUUCACUUGGAAAAAUACAUGUUUAUCCAUUAUUUUUCACUGCCCAGCAGUUAAAGUUGUCUAGAAUUGGGGCUGUUAUACUUUAACAUUAAGAAAUGCUGUAUGACCAUAGCUCCAGGUUCCCUAAAUAAUCCAUGAAUUGGAAAAUGUCAUAGUUGCACCUCCCAGACAAUGAAUUGUUGCAUUGCUGAAAUGCACAUUUUGUCCUAUAACCAAUAUGCUUUGAUCAGUAGAACAACAAAGAGUGCACUGUAUAAACUUUGGGCUGGUCUAUGGAAAUGUCGAGCUUGUUCUAAGUAUGAGGAUAUGAGAAUCUUUGCUAAUCAUUAAAUAUAUCAGCAAUGGUAAAUAAAGUCAUGUCCUUUUUGGAGAUAUUGUUAUGUGUCCAGGUGCCAGAAUCAAAUCUUUGGACAAAUUCUUCAAAAUCCAAAUAUUAAAUACAAAGAUGACACUUUAUUUAAUUUUUGUCAGAAGUCUUUCACAGAAACAGUAAAAUGUCUUCAUUGGGGAAAAAAGUUCCACUGCACAGUCACACUGACACCAACCCUGUCAGCUAUCCGAAAUGAUACAGUCUGAAGGUGAGACAACUGAGUGGGUCAAGGAAUACAAACUUAACAUACAGUGUGUUGCGCACGUCUCAUCACUGGUUUACUACUUAAUUACUGAACACAGAGAAGAUAUAUGUAGCAGCUUUGUCUUUCUCUUUUCCCAUGUUCAGUCCCAGAACAUCAGGGCUGUGUAAGGGAAUUGAUGAUGAUGCAGGAAGCGUGAAGGCUGUUUUUGACCAUCUUCUUUGAUAUACCCUUCAGCUCUUAAAGGUCCAUCGGAUUAUAAUUAAUAAAGUCAAAAACAUUUUGUGUCAUCUGAAAAUACACUGAGCUUAAUAUGAUUCUGUCACAUGGAUAGAACUAGUUAACAGUAUCUCUGAGAAGGUUUUUAACAUGUAGACAUGGCGAUGAGCAUGCACAUAUAGGUAACUGACAAAUGCAAAUUUUACAAA
Molecule: messenger RNA, 3726 nt
Organism: Electrophorus electricus (electric eel)
Lineage: Eukaryota; Metazoa; Chordata; Actinopteri; Gymnotiformes; Gymnotidae
Source: RefSeq, a predicted model, not a curated record